Fusarium venenatum is the source of this 1326-nucleotide messenger RNA. Lineage: Eukaryota; Fungi; Ascomycota; Sordariomycetes; Hypocreales; Nectriaceae. The record is from RefSeq and is a predicted model, not a curated record.
AUGUUCUCAGACCUACCGUUCCACACCGGAACAGUAUAUUCGGCUGGCGUGCAGACACUGGUUGCGGACGACGAGUAUUUCAUAUCAACGUUCGCUGCCACGGCUUUCCCAGAUGAGAAUCCGAUAAUAGUUCCCAACCUGGCAGGAACAGCUGAACCAGUGUCAGGUACCGGCUUGGUUGUACCAAGCUCCUCUCUACGAGAUCAAAGUAGUUCUUUGCUGGAUACUUCAACAAGUACAAUAAUUACCAACAAUGUAUCGACUGGCAUCACAUCAAACAAGGAGCCAACGAAUACAUCAGAAGUUUCUGCAACAGAAACACCGAACGCAUCGCCAAAAGGACUUUCGGAUGGUGCUGUUGCUGGAGUUGCUAUAGCUUGCAUCGUUGCAGGUCUUGCUAUAGGCCUUGCAGCAGCGUUCAUUUUCUUUCGACGACGAGGGAAGAGCACUACAUCCUCCCCAAGCUUUGUUGCAUUGGAGUCGCGACAUACAGAAUCGAAAAAUGGACCACAAGUCAAUGUGACAUCGUCAACACACGAUGCUGAACUCGGACAGUUCCUGCUCGAUGCAACCCCUGACAAGGAAAUCCAAGCAGAAUUAUGCUCUUUGUCAGAGCUCAUCUACCAGCACGUCGAGACAUACUACCAUGAACCCCACGUCUUGGCGAGUUCAGCUGAAGUGGCUCAAUGCCUUGUCCAUAUUGGCUACUCGCCGGAGCUAUCAGGACUACAAGCAGAGGUGGUUGCCGCUGUGUGCCUCACCCCCAAGACCUCUCGAGUUGGGCUGAGACAUGUUCUCUCGCACAUCAUCUUUCAGAGCCUUGAUUUCAACUCUGGGGGUAACUUGUCUAUGCUCCCACUAGCAGUAGCGGCAAUGGCACAGAAAAAGAACACAUCUGAAAACCCAGACAGCCCAGCAAUUUCACUUGCACGCUCCAGGUGGCGAAGCCUAUCUGCUCUGCUUCUUCAUCCCAACCCUGCAGAGAGGACGCCACUUCCCCUUUCGACGGAAGAGGCUUCUCCCAAGGCGCACUCUCUGGCAAAUGAGCUGAACUCCUUCUUGCAACUCUUCGUUGCACAGGACUCUGCCAGCCGACAGGACCAAACAAACCAUCUGCAAGCCGUCAUCAUUGAGUGCACCAGAUUGGGUUAUGUGCUUCUAUCGCAGCCAGGCGACUGGAGAUUUAUUUUUAACAGCAAGGCCACCCCCUUGGAUAGAACUCGGAGGAUCGUGGCGUGUCCUGGAUUGGAGAGGCUCAGCCAUAAUGACGGAACCAGGUAUGGAUCGCCUAAGGAGGUUGCUGCAGCAGAAACAAUGCCUUUUUAA